Molecule: messenger RNA, 639 nt
Organism: Fusarium fujikuroi IMI 58289
Lineage: Eukaryota; Fungi; Ascomycota; Sordariomycetes; Hypocreales; Nectriaceae
Exons: 1
Coding region: 1-639 (212 amino acids)
Source: RefSeq, a predicted model, not a curated record
AUGCGAAUCAAGGUCAUUGGCCGCGAUUUAGAAUGUGCGCAGUUUGAUGAUAUCCAAGAUGCAAGUCAGCAACUAAACGACUAUCUCACCCGACUACGACGCCCUUCACCCCCAAUGUUCCUGGUCUCGCAAUCACCAAAAUCGGAGGAUCCCGCUGCGCCAAAGACUGGGACCAAGAUCGCCACAGCAUCUACUGCUGAACACCUGAAGGAUCAAAAAAAUCCUACCACCAAUAACGGUUUCGCUGAGCUAAGUAAGCUAUGGCUAUGCGUCCUCAACCAAAACCUCCCGCACCCAGAGUGGUGGAGGUUCAAGCUCUGCAUCUUCUUAGUGCCAGGCUUGGGCCCCGAACGGCUUCGGGGCAAGCGUCACAAGGUUGAAGAACUGCUCUUGCACUCCGAAGCCCUCACUCUUGCAGUACCAGAUCUCAAGGCUCAAGGACGAACAUAUAGAUCUCAACAACCAAGAGGCUUGAUCCAAAACUUGCAACUGCCUGCUCUUCGACUCCUAACGCGUGAUAAACGCCCAAGACCUCGCUUGAGAAGAUGCCAAGUGCUUUCCACUGCUCUCCUCCCAAGAAGACAGCAAAGCAAGAUCGAGAAGCGAUACCGCACCAACCUCAAAGACAAGAUGGCGUGA